AUGCUUCGACUUACUCUAAUCCUGGCUACAAUUGUAAUGUUCUCGCGGGCAGAUCUGCCAGAUGGAUUGGCAGACUACGGUGCAGACGAAACAGACAUGUACUCCCCAUACAUGCAAAGAGAACGCCGUUUUCUGCUCGGUGCCGGUUUUCCCGGACCCCGUAGACGACUGCAUCGUUCAAAACGGGACGAAAACGACGAGGAUGAUGAGGACUACGAGGACGGUUGGGUGCAAAAGCGAUUCCUCCUCGGACUGCCUGCGCGCAGCUUGCAAAGACACAAUCGUAAACGCUUCCUCUUGGGUUUGCCUACCAGAUCACGUACAGCUUAA
This is a messenger RNA of Echinostoma caproni, 330 nucleotides long. NCBI's taxonomy places the organism in Eukaryota, Metazoa, Platyhelminthes, Trematoda, Plagiorchiida, Echinostomatidae. The record is from the annotation of a GenBank genome assembly.